Molecule: messenger RNA, 663 nt
Organism: Phaeoacremonium minimum UCRPA7
Lineage: Eukaryota; Fungi; Ascomycota; Sordariomycetes; Togniniales; Togniniaceae
Product: putative efflux pump antibiotic resistance protein
Exons: 2
Coding region: 1-663 (220 amino acids)
Biological process (GO): transmembrane transport
Molecular function (GO): transmembrane transporter activity
Source: RefSeq, a predicted model, not a curated record
AUGGCUCUUGAUAAUCAGACCAUUGUUGCGACGGCUGUCCUGAAGAUUACAGACGAAUUCCACGGCCUUGGCGAUGUGGCAUGGUAUGACUCAGCCUAUUUCAUGACAGCAGGUGGCUUUCAGCCGUUAUGGGGAAAGGCUUACAAAUAUUUCGAUUUUAAGACUGUCUACCUCGUUGCGUUUGCCAUCUUUGAAGUUGGCAGCUUGUUCUGUGCCGCGACCCCUAACUCGGCAGCUUUUGUCGUUGGAAGAGCCAUCGCCGGCAUUGGCGCCGGUGGUAUAGUUUCUGGCGGUUACACAUUGCUCGCAUUUACCGCCGAGCCAAAAAGACGUCUGAUGUUCACCGAUGUCAUCGGGGCAGCGUACGGCACAGCAUCUGUUGCACCUCUCAGGGGCGGCGCUUUUACAGACCGCAUCUCGUGGCGGUGGUGUUUUUAUAUCAACCUGCCACUUGGCGGCGUUUCCGCCCUGAUUAUCAUCUUCUUCUUCCACACUCUCAAACAAGCAAGACCUGCCAAGGCUAUCUUCAAAGGAAAGCUACUGCAGAUGGAUCCGAUUGGCGUUGCUUUGCUGGUGGGUGCCGUCAUUGCAUUUAUUGUGGCCAUGCAGGCCGGUGGCCAGACUGAUUCGUGGAGAUCUGGUAAGGUUAUCGGUCUCCUUUAG